AUGACACCUCAGAAAUGGUCACCGCCAGUCCCCUUCCCGACGCCCUCCCCCAGCCACCCGCCGCCGCCCGCCCCCGCCGCCACCACCGCGCAGCCCGCGGACGACCUGGCCAACAGCACCAAGAUUCCAGUGGGAUGCUCCGCACCGCUGCUGGCGCUCAACGGGCAGGUCGCGCACGCCGCCCGCCACCCCAAGGACUACAGCAGCGUGGCCGAGGUCAAGUUCGUGGCCGAGAUCACGGACCCGCUCACCAGGGACAGGAAGCUGUGCAAGAUCAAGUGUGUGGAGGGCCAGUGGAUCGGGCCGCUCUGCGAGCACAAGGAUGACGGCGGCCGGUACCACCCCAUCCUCCGCAGCUGCCUCCUGGAGAACGUGCCGAGCCACGUGGUGCUCACCUACAGGAACGUCACCAUUCAGGCGUCGCAGCUGCUGUUCCCGCACGACGCGGUGCUGCUGGCGCGGUGCCGCGAGCUGGGCAUGUACAAGCUGCGGGGCAGCGCGUCGCUGCAGUGCCAGAACGGCAAGUGGUCGGACCGCGUGCCGCACUGCGUGCCCACCACCGUGCUCACCAACUUCGCGCCUGGCACGCCGCCCACCAUCCUGCUCAGCAUCCCCACCGGGUCGGCGGCCGUGGAGCCGAGCGGCGAGCUGGCCGUGUUCCCGGGCUCCAUCGUGCACCUCGAGUGCCUCUACUCGCGCAAGAUGGGCACGCCGGAGUGGUCCUGGACCGCCACGCACCGGAGCUACCUCACGGGCUGGGCCAUCGCGUCGGACGAGCGCGACUGGAAGUACCGCCUGUCCAUCUACUACAGCAAGCCCACCGACUCGGGCACCUACACGUGCCACACGCCCGCGCCGGAGAGGGCCACUAACAGUGUGGCGGUGCGGGUGGCGCCGGUGCACUGCGACCAGGACCGCCUGCAGUCCAGGGACGCGGCGCUCAGCGUGCGCGUCGAGGGCAGCCGCCUGGGGCAGACGGCCGCGUUCUCCUGCCCGCUCGGCUACACCAUCAAGGGCGCGGCCACGGUGACGUGCACGGGGUCGGGCCACUGGUCGCACCCCACCCCCGCCUGCGUCCCGAUCCGCUGCCCGGCCCUCAUGCUGAGCGACCCCCGCAUGCGGCUCGUCGAGGUCAACAACUCGUACGGCGGCCACGCCAUCUUCGCCUGCACCUUCGGCUACACCGUGGACCCGCGGCCGGGCCUCAUGUGCGAGAGCACGGGGCAGUGGGACCGGCCGCUACCGCGCUGCAAGCCGAUCCUCUGCAAGGCCAUGCCCGUGCCCAAGCACGGCACCGUCGUCGAGUCCCUGCCGCCCGAGACGGCGCUGCGCACGGCCGAGGCGCACGCCGAGAUGGCCAAGGAGCCCAGCACCACGACCACCACGACCACCACGGCCGCCCCCAACGCCACGGAGGAGGACGCCGCCAAGGCCAGGAAGAAGGACACCACGCCGCGGCUCAAGCUGCCGCCGCUCGGCGUGGGGGCGUCGCUGCGAUACGCGUGCCACGACCGCUACCAGCUCAUCGGCGAGCCCUCCAUCGUGUGCACCGAGACGGGGCACUGGUCGCACCCCGCGCCCACGUGUAAGCCCCGCUGCCCGUACCCCGGCGAGCCCGCCAACGGCCGCCUGCAGCCCGUCAAGUUCGCCUACGUCCCCGGCGACAAGAUCACCGUGUCCUGCAACGUGGGCUACGUGGCGCCCCUGGACGGCAGGCCCGAGUGCCGACCCAACGGCACCUGGUCGGAGCCCCUGCCCACCUGCACCAUCUACAGCGAGGUGUGAGAUGGACCCUUCCACCUCACGCUGCUCUUCGUCAGGUUCAUCAAGGCUUAUCGUUGUUCAUUUUUUUUUAAAUCGAGGCUGCUCCAGGAUUAUGCCCUGGAAUCCUAUUCAUUACCCCUCCCCCGUCUUGAUCAUUUUGUGCCCCUUUCAAUCUCUGGCUGUUUUUGGCUGUUUAGAAUCCCCAGGCGACAGGCAACCCGUCUCCCUUCCCACGUCCAGUUUGGACCCACAUAUCUCAAGCAUAAUCACUCUAGGGAUCGGAUUGCUGAUGCACCGAUAUGAAAAUAGAUGCUGAGUUGACUUCCCUUAGCCGAGAGAGGAAUUUUAAAUCAGUGUAUCACAGAUGAAAAAAUAACCAAAUAUAGAAUAUUGUGUGACAAGAAUUUCACAGAAUGAAUAGAUGUCCCGAAUUAGACAAGUACCUUGUGAUAUUGCCAGGUGAUUUUUAAAUAGGCAUUGAAAGAAGCAGUAUUAGACAGCUGCAGAAUGGUCUUGUGUAAAUCAAAGAGCAGAUUACAGUUGGUGUAAAAUUAAUUUUCCUUGUAAAUAGUGUAAAUAAAGACACUUGGUUUAUUAUUAAA
Thrips palmi is the source of this 2366-nucleotide messenger RNA. RefSeq names its product locomotion-related protein Hikaru genki-like. The transcript is spliced from 9 exons. The coding region runs from base 1 to 1785 and encodes 594 amino acids. Lineage: Eukaryota; Metazoa; Arthropoda; Insecta; Thysanoptera; Thripidae. The record is from RefSeq and is a predicted model, not a curated record.